Messenger RNA from Electrophorus electricus (electric eel), 1413 nucleotides. RefSeq names its product multiple coagulation factor deficiency 2, ER cargo receptor complex subunit (gene mcfd2). The record is from RefSeq and is a predicted model, not a curated record. Gene Ontology annotation, molecular function: calcium ion binding. NCBI's taxonomy places the organism in Eukaryota, Metazoa, Chordata, Actinopteri, Gymnotiformes, Gymnotidae.
AGGUGAAAGGUAACUACGGCUACCGAAGCAGGUCAUUGGUCUGCGACUAGCGUCGUGUGAGUUUCAAAGCAGCUACGCUGUUUCGGGAACUCGUAGCAAUAUUUGCGAAUAAACUCGGGCUUCAAGACAGAACUAUAUAAUGCAGUAUGGAGGAAGACUUGGGAAAGCCAGUAUAUGGGGCUGGCUACUGCUACUCUUCUCCUGCAUGCUUUGUGUCCGGUCCCACACAAGCCACCAUGGGCAAGCGGCUGGGUCCCAUCAAGAAGGGAAUGCGUAUCCUUCCAUCACCCGUCUAGACAAGAACAUGGUCCAGGACAAAGACCACAUCAUGGAGCACUUAGACGGGGUGAUCGACAAGCCGGAGUCCGACAUGACUCCACAGGAGCUGCAGCUUCACUACUUCAAGAUGCACGACUACGACGGUAACAACCUGCUGGAUGGCCUUGAGCUCGCCACUGCCAUCGCACACGUACACAAGGAGGAGAGAGAUGGGAAGAACCAGCCAAUGAAGGAGGAGGAGCUCAUCCAUCUCAUUGAUGAAGUCCUCCGAGAUGAUGACAGAAACGAUGAUGGCUACAUCGACUAUGCUGAGUUUGCAAGGUCCCUCCAAUAAAGUGCCUACUGCCUUACUGUGAGCGCUGUUUACCUCUGAUGUACAAAUCAAAUGAUCUAAAUCUAUCAGUUUAUCUGUACAUAGUGCAUAUGCUCAUAUCAAGUCCUGGAGGCCCGCAGUACUGCGUGGUGUAAUCUUUCCCCUGUUCCAACAUGCCUUCCUAAAGCACUUCAGAAUCGCUUACUAAACUGCACAGUAAGCUGACAUGCCCCUCCAGGACUAGUUCAGAUCUCAUCAGAAUAAAUGGUGAUGGGACAAGGUUACACGGGUUGUACUGUGACAUACACAUUUAAAAACAGGUGCAUUUUGCAGUCCAUGCAGUGCACUGGUUUUGUAAUACUGAACACACUUUAUUUGUUUUGGAAAGGCUUGUCAGAAUGAACCCCCGCCCCAAUGCGCAAACUGCCAAAUGUGUCUGCUGUAAACAAAAGUCCUUCAUUACUGUUGCUGUACUAUGUUUUGUGGAAGCAUUCUCACGCAAAUGAUGGUCAGAGGUAUGCUCACUUCUGUGGUAUUUAGAUCAUGGCAGUGACGUGACUGCCGCCUGACUGAGGAGAACCUGCUGAUUGGGCUGGUAAAGUUGCUGACUUGUCUGAGAACAGUAUAUACAUUCCUGGAUUUCUUUUGGUUGUUUGUGUACAACAUUGAAUUGAGAAACUGAUUGCAGAUAAGCGCACGCAAGAUACUGCCAGAUGUCAUUUAUACAGCUACAUGUGUGUUGUGCCUAUGAGAAAUCACUGUCCAAAGUCUGUCCAUGUUUAAUUCCCGGUUUUAAAUAAAUGACCCCUGUUUGAAAUGCA